This is a messenger RNA of Osmerus eperlanus (European smelt), 1875 nucleotides long. RefSeq names its product diphthamide biosynthesis 5 (gene dph5). The record is from RefSeq and is a predicted model, not a curated record. The coding region runs from base 163 to 1029 and encodes 288 amino acids. Gene Ontology annotation, molecular function: diphthine synthase activity. Gene Ontology annotation, biological process: protein histidyl modification to diphthamide. The transcript is spliced from 6 exons. NCBI's taxonomy places the organism in Eukaryota, Metazoa, Chordata, Actinopteri, Osmeriformes, Osmeridae.
UCCAACGAAGAAGCAGCUUUCCCGUGCUCACAUGUGUUUUUUAACAGAGACAACAUAUUGCUAGUUAAAUGCAACAACUAAUAAGAGCUGACGACGUGUUGUCUUGCAAACUCAACCAUUUGAAACUUGUACAUGUUGGCACCACACUGACAUUGUUUUGCAAUGUUUUAUUUCAUCGGGCUUGGAUUGGGAGAUGCUAAAGACAUCACCGUGAAGGGACUAGAAAUUAUUCAGAAAUGCAAUCGUGUCUACUUGGAAGCCUACACGUCCAUAUUAACGGUUGGGAAGGAUAAAUUGGAGGAGUACUAUGGACGGGAGCUCAUACUUGCAGACAGGGAUAUGGUGGAACAGGAAGCGGAUGAUAUUCUGAAAGGGGCUAAUGUCAAUGAUGUUGCAUUUCUAGUAGUUGGAGACCCCUUUGGAGCCACCACUCACAGUGACUUGGUCUUGAGAGCUGUGAAUGCUGGGAUACCAUACCGGGUCAUCCACAAUGCCUCCAUCUUGAAUGCAGUUGGUUGCUGUGGGCUCCAGUUGUACAAUUUUGGAGAAACUGUGUCAAUUGUAUUCUGGACCGACACCUGGAGACCAGAGAGCUUCUAUGAUAAAAUCAAGAAGAAUCGAAACAUGGGAAUGCACACACUUUGCCUGCUUGCCUUACUAACCAUGACAUUCGGAUCUCUCUUCCUAUUUAGGGGCCGUAAGAUUUAUGAACCUCCAAGGUAUAUGACUGUGUGCCAGGCGGCUGAGCAACUCCUGGAAAUAGUACAAAACAGGAGAGAGAGGGGUGAGGAACUAGCCAUCACAGAGGAAACCAUAUGUGUAGGCCUUGCCAGGGUGGGAGCAGAGGACCAAGCCAUUUACACAGGGACUCUACGUCAGCUAGUGUCAUGUGAUCUUGGUGCACCUCUACACUCGAUGAUUGUGGCGGGGCACUUGCAUCCAUUGGAGGUGGAAAUGCUGCGUCUCUCAGCUGCUCCUGAGGCCCUGCAAGACCUCCAGAUGACCGACAGUUCCACAUAUAUCUCCUAACAAACAACAACCCAACUGACUGUCAUGUUCUGCCAAUGCUCCACUUAGCAAGGCAAACAUGUAGUGUUUAGAAUAAGGCUUGGUAUCAAAUAAGCUUUUUCCCAUCUGUAAUUCAAGUGCCUGCAGACCCUAACUUUUCAACUGGUCUACAUGCUCAAGAAGUCAAAUCUUUUUAAGACUGGCUUUAUCUGUGUUUUGUGUUAAUAAACUGGCGUAAAUCAUGUAAGUUGUGUUGGAAAAAUAUUUUUUUUGACUGGUAAAUAUAUUUCUGUUGACUGCAUAGGUAACAUGGGUUUCAUGAUGUCUUUUUAACAUGUGCUUGGGUUAAUCUGGGUACAGAUCUGUUCUGUUGAUGAAUAGUAAAUAAUUUAAUGGAUGUGCAAAAUAACUUGUUAUUUAACCAACACAGGAUAAACUAUUUUUUGUGCGUUGGUGGGAACUGAUUUGCCCAGUAAAAUACGUUUUUUUAAUUCCUAAGAUAAACAAUAAGACAAAUACAUCAAAGGAAUCAGUUUACAAAAUGUGCCUACUGUAUUAUACUGCACUACACUUCACAAGUCCUGGAUGGCAUGUCAAGUAGGUUUUUGGAAGAGCGGAAUAAUGCAUAUCAUUCAUUUGGAAAGGAUGUGGCAAUUAAGUGCAAUGCAGGUGAACUGUUUAUUACAUUUCAAAAAGAUGAAAUUGGUCAGCAACCUACAUGAAGACCUAUGAGGUAAAUAAAACCAUGGGUUUAAACCUAGAAAAUAUUCAUGUCUGUUUUCACAUUUAUGCAAGUGAUAAACUUCAAACUCAAAUGUAUAUAAAACUAAGGGGGAUGGCAAUUAUGGUAGUGGUGACAUUUAACAU